Molecule: messenger RNA, 1203 nt
Organism: Scleropages formosus (Asian bonytongue)
Lineage: Eukaryota; Metazoa; Chordata; Actinopteri; Osteoglossiformes; Osteoglossidae
Gene: slbp2
Product: stem-loop binding protein 2
Exons: 7
Coding region: 10-792 (260 amino acids)
Biological process (GO): mRNA 3'-end processing by stem-loop binding and cleavage; mRNA transport
Cellular component (GO): histone pre-mRNA 3'end processing complex; cytoplasm
Molecular function (GO): histone pre-mRNA stem-loop binding; mRNA binding
Source: RefSeq, a predicted model, not a curated record
UGCAGCAGUAUGGCAACUCAUUUAGAAAAUCAGCUGAAGUCUAGCUGGUGUGCGGCAUCCCUCUGGCCUAGUAUCCUUGAUCUACCUAUGGACAUGACGAGGACACUCGUAUCAUGUCCCUAUGGCCUGGAACCCUGGCUUCUUCCAGGCUGCAGUUCUAUGUUUGACAGGCUGGUCAAUAAUUCGGGGGUAACACCGCUGGGCUCUAGUUUGAGCAGGGACGGAAGCUCAGCUACCGCUGGUCCCCAGAAGCCUCACAGAAUAUCCAUACUUGAGCGCUGUAUUCUGAAAGUGGUCACUCCCAACAUGUCUCCCUCAACUGAGGAUGAGGAUCAGGAAAGGUCCCAGUCAGAAGGGUGCAGGUACCCUGACCUUCUGGACAAAUCUCGCUGUGAGACCAAUGAGUCAGUGCUGAAGCGACGCCAAAAACAAAUUCAGUAUGGAAAGAACACUUCUGGGUACCAGAACUACAUACAGCAGGUGGCCAAGCAUUCGCGAAUCCCUGGAUUGCAUCCCAGCACUCCCAACAAGUACUGCAAGUACAGCCGGCGUGCCUGGGACAUGCAAGUAAGACAGUGGAGGAGGGAACUGCAUGCCUGGGACGUGCCCUGUGAUGCCCUCCGAUCUCCAGAGGGACCACAGCACAAUGUUGAUGGCAAAGAAGCAAUGGAUCAGCAACAAGGGUUACUAAAGCAGGCAAAUACGGCAUUGUAUGAGAAAAGCGGAAGAACAUGGGAUACGGAGUCUUGCACCCUCUCAAGCUUGACAAGUUACUCUUGUACUAUCCCAUAGGCCCUUGACAUGUGUAUGUGUGAGAGAAACCGGGGAGAGUUGGGUGGACAGCGACUAAGCCUGAAACAAAUAAGUGGAAGUCAUGCCAUCUCACUUUGUCUUGACUAGAUUUGUACUGAAGCUUAAGCUCAGUAGCAUGUGUUGCGCUGGCUGUAAUUUCUACUGGAGGCAGAGUGCAGCCACUCGACAGUUCUGGCACAACCUGGAUGACCUGUUAAACUAAAUCACAAUGGAGUAUGUGUGUACACUGAUACCACGUUAAAGUGCAAUCACUUUAUUUUAGAAUGUUUUAACACACUUGUCAACAGUUUCUCAAGCAAUUUACCCACAUAUUGUUACCUGGUUUAUACCACUAAUUUCUGUAACAAAUGUCCAAUGUCCUCUUGCAGUCCUUCACCUUAAAAUGGCUUC